This is a messenger RNA of Saitoella complicata NRRL Y-17804, 451 nucleotides long. RefSeq names its product histone-fold-containing protein. The coding region runs from base 1 to 414 and encodes 137 amino acids. Lineage: Eukaryota; Fungi; Ascomycota; Saitoellomycetes; Saitoellales; Saitoellaceae. The record is from RefSeq and is a predicted model, not a curated record. Gene Ontology annotation, molecular function: DNA binding; protein heterodimerization activity; structural constituent of chromatin. Gene Ontology annotation, cellular component: nucleosome. Gene Ontology annotation, biological process: nucleosome assembly. The transcript has 3 exons.
AUGGCCGCCGACACUACCCCCGCUGCUCAGAAGAAGCCCGCCGGUAAGGCUCCCGCCGGAAAGGCCCCCGCCGAGAAGAAGGAGAAGAAGGUCGCUGCUCCUGGCGAGAAGAAGAAGGGACGCAAGGUCAGGAAGGAGACUUACUCUUCUUACAUCUACAAGGUCCUCAAGCAGGUCCACCCCGACACCGGUAUCUCCAACAAGGCCAUGUCCAUCCUUAACUCUUUCGUCAACGACAUCUUCGAGCGUGUCGCGACUGAGGCCUCCAAGUUGGCUGCUUACAAUAAGAAGUCCACCAUCUCUUCAAGGGAGAUCCAGACUUCUGUUCGUUUGAUUUUGCCUGGAGAGUUGGCUAAGCACGCCGUUUCUGAGGGAACUAAGGCUGUUACCAAGUAUUCUUCUUCCUCCAAGUAAACGCCUGCUAUCAAUGGCGAAUUGGAUUGAAGAUAGG